AUGCGGCCAGUCAAAGAAACGAUCACCUACCCGCGCAUCAAGGUCACUGCCGAGAACGAUCCUUGCCUUAAUCCUUCCCAGGAGGUGGAGCAUAUCCUGAGCUGCGGCCACAUAAUCACCUCCGCUACUGCUAACGAGCUAUGCGGUUCUAACUGCUAUCAUGUUGCAGCAAGGAAGCAGCGCGUAGGGACGCAAUCCGCAGCUGACUUUUGGUGCAACGCAUGCGUUGAAGAGCGUAUCGAGGCGGAGAUCGCCAAGGAAAACACCAAUGCCACUGUCGCAGAGUCUCGCCGUACGUUCCUGCGCAUCGACUUCGCGAAGAAGAACCGCAAGGCCCAGAAAGCCGCCCGCAAGUGCUAUAUCGGCCUGAAAGUCGUUUCUGUACCAUGCGACAACCGUGGCCGGACGCCAAAGGGCUACAAGCCGCCACCGAGUGACCAUCCUUUCGAUACCGCGUUGCCGCGGGCCGGCGACAACAUGUUCGAAGACGUGGAUCCUAGUCCUCAGGAACAACCGCCCACGAGCGCUACCACGGAGCCCAUCGAACUACCCACGGCAGAAACCGGCAGGAAGCGUGCCCGCUCUUCUGAGGAUGACGAUGAAGAAGUGGUUCCCGCUCCUCCACGCAAGAGCAAGCGGAUUGCGGCACGGCGGGUGCAUGAUCGGGUGACAAGCUCCACGACGUCUUGA
Trematosphaeria pertusa is the source of this 690-nucleotide messenger RNA. RefSeq lists its product as uncharacterized. NCBI's taxonomy places the organism in Eukaryota, Fungi, Ascomycota, Dothideomycetes, Pleosporales, Trematosphaeriaceae. The transcript is spliced from 2 exons. The record is from RefSeq and is a predicted model, not a curated record. The coding region runs from base 1 to 690 and encodes 229 amino acids.